ACCAGCUGAUCUCUCUUUCCCUAUCUCCAUCUCUCUCUUUUGACACCCUUCUUUUCCUGGUUAGUUUAUCGAGCUCCAUUAAUGGCGGAUACACGAAUACUUCCCAAUACACCCAUCGAAGAUUCUUAUGAAACAUCUCCACGAACGCCUCCGCAGUCAACAACGCCGCGCCACUCAUCCCUCGUCCAACCAUCCCAAAAAAAGAAGCGCAAAACCAAAGCUUACAGAGUCUUUCGCUCCGUCAUCCGAUCCUUCCCUAUCAUCGCACCGACAUGCAAGAUGGGCUCACUCCCGAUCGGUUUACCGGAAGGAUAUCGCGGCAUGAGCGGCAGUACCCGAGUCACCGGCACCGUGUUCGGGUACCGGAAAGGACGGGUGAGCUUGUCCAUUCAAGAAAGCCCGAGGUGUUUACCCUCGUUGGUGGUAGAGCUGGCCAUGCAAACAAACGUGUUGCAGAAGGAGAUGAGCUCGGGUAUGGUCCGGAUUGCUCUGGAAUGCGAGAAAAGACUGGAGAAGGACAAGACGUGGAUCUUGGACGAGGCAUUGUGGACCAUGUAUUGCAAUGGGAAGAAGUGUGGGUAUGGCGUCAAAAGAGAGGCUUCGGAGGAGGACUUGAACGUGAUGGAGCUCCUGAAAGCCGUGUCAAUGGGUGCCGGCGUUCUCCCGGGGAAUUCCGAAGUCGAAGGUACGGACGGCGAGUUGGCAUACAUGCGUGCGUAUUUCGAACGAGUCGUGGGUUCCAAGGAUUCCGAGACAUUGUACAUGUUAAACCCAGACGGUAGCAACGGUCCUGAGCUUAGUAUUUUCUUCGUCAGGGUUUGAUCAUCAUGAUUAUCAUCAAAUUAGCUGUUUAAUUAAAUAUUAAAUGGAAAAGAAGAGCAAUCGAUAUAUACUUGUUGAUUAAUUCAUCCAACAUAUAUAUAAAUACAGUUUCCUUUU
This is a messenger RNA of Juglans microcarpa x Juglans regia, 939 nucleotides long. RefSeq names its product protein MIZU-KUSSEI 1-like. NCBI's taxonomy places the organism in Eukaryota, Viridiplantae, Streptophyta, Magnoliopsida, Fagales, Juglandaceae. Gene Ontology annotation, biological process: hydrotropism. The coding region runs from base 82 to 822 and encodes 246 amino acids. The record is from RefSeq and is a predicted model, not a curated record. The transcript has a single exon.